Ceratitis capitata (Mediterranean fruit fly) is the source of this 668-nucleotide messenger RNA. It is a transcript of the gene His4r, whose product is annotated as histone H4. The record is from RefSeq and is a predicted model, not a curated record. The transcript has 4 exons. Gene Ontology annotation, cellular component: nucleosome. Gene Ontology annotation, biological process: nucleosome assembly. Gene Ontology annotation, molecular function: DNA binding; protein heterodimerization activity; structural constituent of chromatin. NCBI's taxonomy places the organism in Eukaryota, Metazoa, Arthropoda, Insecta, Diptera, Tephritidae. The coding region runs from base 164 to 475 and encodes 103 amino acids.
UAAAUUUUUAAUAUAUAGCUAACUCUCUCUAAAAUGAAAGAAAGAUAUGCAAGUAAAAGAAAAUAUUAACGUCGCCAUUUUUGCAUAGACCAAGCAAAGCAACUAAAAGAGUUAUCUGAGGAUUUUUCGAUCGGAAAACUUAACUAAGAAAUAAACAAGCAAAAUGACUGGUCGUGGAAAGGGUGGAAAAGGUUUAGGUAAAGGAGGCGCAAAACGCCAUCGUAAGGUAUUACGUGAUAACAUCCAAGGUAUAACAAAGCCGGCCAUUCGCCGUUUAGCCCGACGUGGUGGUGUAAAACGUAUUUCUGGCUUGAUUUAUGAGGAAACUCGUGGCGUUUUGAAGGUAUUUUUGGAAAACGUCAUUCGUGAUGCUGUCACCUACACCGAACACGCCAAGCGUAAAACUGUAACCGCUAUGGACGUUGUUUACGCUUUGAAACGUCAAGGUCGUACCCUAUACGGUUUUGGCGGUUAAAUAUUUUUAACGCAAUUUUACAUGUAUUACAAGAUAUGAUUGGGUCAUUGUCAACCUAACCGAGAUUUAAAUUUUAACUACAAAACUUUUUAAUUGAAAUGAAAUAACUGCUAUGAUGUUCUUGCAAAUUACAAAUUAAUUAUGCACAUAUAGACGUGAAAUACAAUGCAAUUCCAUUUAUUCAAAAAAAAAA